This is a messenger RNA of Belonocnema kinseyi, 2885 nucleotides long. Its product is annotated as transcriptional regulator ATRX homolog. The record is from RefSeq and is a predicted model, not a curated record. The transcript has 6 exons. Lineage: Eukaryota; Metazoa; Arthropoda; Insecta; Hymenoptera; Cynipidae. Gene Ontology annotation, cellular component: nucleus. Bases 198 to 2420 code for a protein of 740 amino acids.
GCAUGUCAGUUGCUUUGCUUGGCUUGGUGGCUUGGUGGUUUUUUUUCUUGUGAAGCGAUUGACAAAUUUGCCGAUUUUUAAGUUAAAUUGUGUCUGAAAAGGGAUGUAACGUUUUCUCGAUCGUAAAAAAAGUCUAAGGAUUGACAUUGUAGAAUCAAAGAAAACGACAAAAAAAUUAUUUAAAUUAUCAAAUAAAAAUGGGUAUUGCACCGGACACGCUGGACGAAAGUAAGGAGAAAAAGGAGGAUCUGGUUAAAAAGAAUGAGAGUGGCGAUGAAAGUACGGAAGAUUCUAACCAGGACGGAAAAAGGAAAAAGAAGAUUGCUGAAAAUAGUCCGGCAAAGAAAUUCAAAAGUUCCUCGCCAAAAGUCGAAACUUCGGAAAAUAAGGAAGAGAAAAUGGAAGUAGAUUCGGCAGAAAUUGAACCAGAACCCGAGCAUUCAAAAAAGAAUGAAAGUAAUAAAGAGAGCGAUGAUGAGUUAGAAAAAGAGAAGUCAAAGAAAGAAAAGUCGCCUGAUAAUAGCGAUUCUGAAUCUGAAAAAUCGGCUGUGAGUGACAUUAAAAAAAAGGAAAAUCAAACUAAAAAGGCUGAUUCUUCCGGCGAGGAAAAUGCAGUUGAGGAAGAAAAGGAAAAUGAGCAAGGAACUGAAGACGAGGAAGAGAGUGAUUCUGAUAAGAAAAAGAAGAAGCGGAUCGUGAAAAAGACGGAAAUGCCGAAAAAAAAGGCUGAAUCUUCGGAAGAAAGUGAUGAUGUCGCCAAAAAAUCGAAAGCAGUGAAAAAAGGAGUGUCGAAGGAGAAAGUGACACCAAAAAAGGAUGAAUCUUCAGAAGAAGGGACCGGAAGUGAAAGUGAGAACAGGCAGAAAGCAAAGGAAGUAAAAAAAGAAUCGUCCGAGGAAAAGGAGAUUCCAGAAGUCAAGGAGUCUUCUGAGAGUGAGGAAGAGAGCGAUUCUGCCAAGAAAAAGAAGAAACCGGAAGUGAAGAAGCAGGUUUUGAAGAAGAAGGAAGUGAAAAAUAAAAAAGCAGAAUCCUCCGAAGAAAGUGAGAGUGAAGAAGAGAGUGAUGAUGCCGAUAAAAAGAAAUCAAAGGCAGUAAAAAAAGGUGCGGGCAAGAAAAAGGAAGAUAGUUUUUCCGAAAGCGAGGAGGAGAGUGAUUCUGCCAAGAGAAAGAAGAAACCGGAAGUGAAGAAGCGAGUUCUCAAGAAGGAUGAAUCGAAAGCGGUAAAAAAAGGAGCGUCCAAGGCGAAAGUGACGCCAAAAAAGGCUGAGUCUUCCGAAAGCGAGGAGGAGAGUGAUUUCGAUAAGAAAAAGAAGAAGCCGGAAGUGAAGAAGAAGCGAGUGUUGAAGAAGAAGGAAGUGAAAAAUAAAAAGGCUGAAUCUUCCGAGGAAAGUGAUGAUGCAGCCGAGAAAUCAAAAGCAGAUAAUUCAUCGGAAAGUGAGGAGGAGAGCGAUUCUGCUGGGAAAAGGAAGAAACCGGAAGUGAAAAAAGGAGUAGUUGCCAGGAAGAAGGAAGUGAAAAAUAAAAGAGCUACAUCUUCGGAAGAGGAGGCCGGAAGUGAGAGCGAGGAGAAGAGUGAUUCCGAGAGGAAGAAGACAAAGAAGCAGGUGAAAAAGCGAUCGCCUGUGAAACCGGAAAUUAAAAAAGAGAAGGCGAAGAAGGAGGUGAAAAAGCGAACGCCCAAGAAGAAGGAAGUUAAGAAGGAAGAGUCGUCGGAAGAGGAGAGCGAAAAUGAGGACGAGAAAAAGGUGGUGGAAAAGUCGGUGAACGAGAAAAAGGGGAAUAAAAAGGAGAAGGUUGUGUCGGCAGGCAGUAGUGGGGAUGAGGAUGAAAAAACCAAGACUGUGGAUAAAGAGUCGGGCGAAUCAGACGAGGAGAUGGAGGUGGAAAGUAAGAAAGAAGUCAAGAAAAGCAGCAAAGAAGAAAGUAAAAGUAAGGAGAAAGAAAGCGAAGAUGAAGAAUCUUCUUCCGGAGUUGAAAGCGAGCCUGACGAAGAUAAAGAGGAUAGAAAGACGAAGAACAAGCGGAGUAGUAAUCCUGACGAUGACAAAAAGAUAGCCGCUCUGAAAAAGUACAUAAAGGCCGCUGGUUUGAGGAUAGCCAAUUACGCGAGUUUUUGGAAAGAUUGCAAGUCGAAUAAAGCGCGCAGAGAACGCAUGCAGGAAUUUCUCGAGAAGAAUGGUGUUCAUGGCCGACCAACUCUCGAGAAAUGCGCUAAGGCCAAGAAGAAGAAUCAAAUUUCAGCCGAGAUUAAUUCUCUCGAUCAGAAGAAUAUCAUUUCUGGAGAACGCGCUACCCGUAGGAGUAGAACGCGCAAGCCGGAAACACCGUCUCGUUCAUCCCGUUCUUCUGAAUCGCCCACACCAGUGGAUCAAGGCGUUUUCAAACGACUAAAAGUUCUUGUCGACAGCGAUUCUGAUUAGUAGUGAUUGAGUCUCAUAGUUUUUAGAUUUUUCAUUAUACAUUGUCUUGUAAAAAGUGACUUUAGACGUAAGAAUUACAAAUAACCCAUUUCCAGUGUUUAGAUAAUUUAAUUUGUAUUUCAAGACUAGGCUUUUCUCUACUAGAUGUGAUCAUUACAUUUGUUUUGUACUCCCAAACUCUUCUGUUUAUUUAUUUUUUCUGUCUCACAUUAUCUUCUUAAAUUAAAUUAGUUAAAUUUCGCUUUUCCGGUUUUCAAUUUUUGUAUUUUAUGUUCAGUAAAUUCGGGAAAAUCGAAUUUAUUGUGUGGAAAAAUAGUUUUUCAGUUACGAAGAAACCUGAGAAGUUCCUCGUAAUUAAAAAAAAAUUCUCGAAUUAUAGCUGAAUAAUUGUUGAGAAAACCUUUUCUCACUUCAAAAAAUUGUAUUUUUUUUAAAACUUUUUUCGAAAAUAAAUGCGUCACCAAA